CCGCGAGGAAGAGCGGAUGAACUUCGUUAUCAGACUGUUGACUCACAUGCACUGAUUGCUGCGGUGACUGACUGGUGAUAAUGCUGCAAGAUUCAUGUUUAGAGCAGCAGGUAGGAGCUUAUCAACUCAUCAUGACUCAAGUGUAUGUAUAGUACGUGUUAGAGAGUGGUAUAAGAUCCAGCAGAACCUUCUCCCAACAACUCGAGUUAUUGGGAGCAAUUGGUUCUUGACAUGGUAUCAGAGCUGGUUUGGCCAAAUGGUCGUGUGUUCGAAUCUCUACGACCCCCAAUAUUAACAGUUGAUUAAAACACAAGGUAUGGUGGGCCUGUGCAAACUUGGUUCUUAACAGUACGGUCAUUGACGAUACAGCACCAAUGCGCCCUGAAACAAGAAGUUGGAAAAUCAAUGAAAAUUCGUAGCAUCAACUAAGAAUUAGCUUUUUAUAUAUCAAAGAACUUACUAAUCAUCCUUUCCCCUGAUUCGUUGUUUUUACUUCUUUCACACAUAUAUUUUGUUUCUUAUAUCUGCACCACGAACGAAUCAAUUGACGCAAUCUUAUAUGAUCUGCCUCGCGUCGUAGAAAUGGAACCAACAUAUGGGUAUUGAAGAUAUGGUUUUCGCCCACCCUGCUACAUUGCCUUCUAUCUAUGAACUGAUCUGCAGCAGUUGAGAGAGGAGGAUGCGGCCCUGUAUAGUUUUGGAUUUCCAACCCAUACUGUCAAUACAUAUCCAUAUCAUCUCCAACAUGAUAGAAUGUCUAGAGGACAUGACCAGUGUUUCUAUCUUGAAAAUCUCAACUUCAAAACAAACAAGUUCAGCUUGUCCAAGACAAGAAAACCCAGAGUUCAACAAACAAGUCCGUAUAUGGACAAACACACACAGUAACCAUCGCAGCUACACAACACAAGUAUGCCGAGAGAGAGAGAGAGAGAGAGAGAGGCAGCUGGGCUUGGCUUGGCUUUUGUCCAGCAGCAGCAGCAGCACAUGAAAUUUGUGGCCUAUCUGAUCUUCUCGUGAACCAGCACCCGGUCCCAACCACAUCCCUUUCACUUUGUACGUAUUCUCAACAGCAUUGGGGAAUUAUUUACCAACAAUUCUCCACAAUCAUAGUUUGAUACUGUGCUACCAUCUCAACAGAAACAGAAUAUUAUCAUACGGGCUCCCAUUUCGGACAGAUCUCCCUUGUCCGAGACUCGCAAUCGAACGGUUCAUAUACGUUCUGAAUCUACAUAAAGCAAGAGACUUGUACAUCUUAGCCGCCGCGGAUUGUCAUAUUUUCCAUCCCAACCAUACAAUUUUUUCACCUUGUGGAGGGGAAGUAGGAAAUCAUUAUUGGCCUCACUUGCAGUUGCUGGUAUUUGUAGAUGACUGGUUUUCCCAUGAAUCACAUCAAUAGCAUUUCCCUACUCAAAAACCACUAUAUAAACCCUCCAAAGUUAGGACUCCAAACUCCCACCUGCACACCCCAAAAAACCAGGCGCCAAACCCAUGAGCUCCCCAAAACACCUACUCCCUCCACCAUAUCUCUGACCAAUAUAUAACAAACCCAGCCUAAAUCAUUCUCCCUCCUCCACAAUGGCUGCAAAAAUGGCCUACAGGCUAAUCACAUCACUCUUCUUCUUCUUCUUCUUCUUCUUUACCUUCACAUUCACUACCCUCAGUCAUACAUCAGAAGCCAGGCACUUCCCACAAAACCCCACAAAGGCAGUAGUCGUCGGCACUGUCUACUGCGACACUUGCUUCAACAACCGCUUCUCAAAGCCCACUCAUUUCAUCUCAGGCGCAUCGGUUGUAGUCGAGUGCAAAGAUGGGAGGUUCAGACGAGAAGUGAAGACGAACCAGCUGGGAGAAUUCAGCGUCGAGCUUCCGUUCACUGUAAACAGAGAGGUGAAGAAGAUCAAGCGAUGUUCAGUGAAGCUGCUGACCAGCAGCGACCCUUACUGCGCCGUGGCAUCCACCGCCACGUCAUCGUCUCUCCACCUGAGGUCGAGGAACAACAAGCUAGGGUCUGAUUCUCGUAUCUACUCCGCCGGUUACUUCACUUUCAAGCCAUCCCACCAGCCUACCCUCUGCUCUCAGAAUCCGACCACCACGUCAGCAGGGAGCAAUGAGCAGAAGGACUUAUCUGGGUUCCCGGCGGUGCCGUCUCCAGGCGGUGGCGGCGACGAUGACGAACCUACGCUUCCACCGCCGGUGAAUACAAACCCUAACGGCGGAGUACCUCCGCCGGAGAUGAAUCAGAACCGGCUGCCGCCGCUUCCCCUGCUCCCGCGGCUGCCUCCGCUCCCCACUCUGCCGCGGCUGCCGUACCUUCCGCCGUGGCCGGCGAAGAGCUUCAAUAAGCACGAGAAGCCUACCUUGAGGCAGGGAGAAGGGGAUGAAUUGUCGGAUCAGAAAUCGGGGCGUCCUGGUCAGCCACAAGGGCUUCUGUUUCCCCCAAUUUUGCCGCCAAAUCCGCUGCAGCCGCCGUCUCCGCCGUCGCUUCCACUGCCGCCGAACCCGUUGGAGCCGCCGUCAUUGGUGCCCCCGAUUCUUCCGCCGAACCCGCUUCAGCCUCCGCCGGCGCCGUUCCUUCCAAUUCCUCCGAUUCCAGGGCUAACCCCUUCGCCGCCGCCGCCGCCGGUCUUGCCGUUCCCCUUCCCGCCUCCUCUGCUUCCUCUGCCGCCGGGGUUUCCUGGAAUCCCUCCUGCAGCUCAUGCCGCUCACAAAUCGAAGUCGAAUCCUCCCUCCACCAUUGAUCCUUGAAUUAGCUGUGUAAAGUUCAUCCCGUUUACGUAUCAAGAAGUUAAGCAUGUGUAAGGUUUUUUUUGUUUUAGCUACGAGUGUUCAGUUCGCCAUGAGAGACUACAAUAGUAUUAUGCAUUUAGUUUUCUGUAAGCUACAAAUAAACCAUGUGUGUUUGUGAUACGUUGCCAUAUUGGUAGGUUUUAAAUAAAUCGGCAUGAUUUGA
Messenger RNA from Linum trigynum, 2950 nucleotides. Lineage: Eukaryota; Viridiplantae; Streptophyta; Magnoliopsida; Malpighiales; Linaceae. The record is from the annotation of a GenBank genome assembly.